Molecule: messenger RNA, 1002 nt
Organism: Lodderomyces orthopsilosis Co 90-125
Lineage: Eukaryota; Fungi; Ascomycota; Pichiomycetes; Serinales; Debaryomycetaceae
Exons: 1
Coding region: 1-1002 (333 amino acids)
Source: RefSeq, a predicted model, not a curated record
AUGUCAUAUCCAGAUAUUCCUAGAAAUAGUCUUUCCGAUUUGAAGCAAUUGGCCCACGGAAUGUGGGCAACUAAGCCAACAUUCAAAGAAGAUCAAUAUCCGUCAUUGGAAGGAAAAGUUGUUAUUGUCACUGGUGGAAACACUGGUCUUGGUUAUGAAACCGUCAAGUCGUUGGCCGGUUCAACAAAAGCAAGAAUCUACAUCUUUUCAAGAAGUAAGGAAAAAACUCUUAACGCUAUCAAUGAUCUUAAAUUAGAAGUUCAAAAAGAGUACGGGGUUCAUAACAGAGAGAUUGGAUUCAUACAGGUGGAUUUGAGCGAUCUCACCACAAUUAAACCCGCAGUGGAGGAGUUUUUGAAAAAGGAGAAUAGAUUGGAUAUCAUCAUCAACAAUGCAGGUGUGAUGAUGCCGCCACAAGGUUCCAAGACUAAGCAAGGUUAUGAGUUACAAAUUGGAACCAAUGCUUUGGGCCACCACUUGUUGCAACGUUUAUUAGAUCCUAUAUGCAUCAAAACAUCAGAAACGAAUCCACCAGGAUUGUCAAGAAUUGUGUGGUUGUCGUCUACAGCUCAUAUGUAUGCACCAAGAGGUGGUAUUCAUUGGGAUGACAUUGGGUUUAAAAAAGUGCCCAGAUUCACUAGCAAUGUUAAGAUGCAACUUUAUGGACAGAGCAAAGCUGCCAACUUGAUUCAAGCUCGUACUUGGUCAAGAAAACACGGUUACCCGAAUGUCAUCAGUAGUUCCAUCUGUCCCGGAUACUUGAACACAGAUUUACAAAGACACGCUUCGGCAAUGGAGAAGUAUGUUUACAAGUACGUUUUGUACCCCCAAAGGAUGGGUGCUUAUACCGAAUUGUAUGCUGCUCUCUCACCAGAUGUGAAGGACGGUGACCAUUCAAUUUCUUUUGGUACUCCCGGAAAAGGAAGAAAAGACUUACUAAAUGAUGAAGUUGGUGAUAAGCUUUGGGAUUGGCUUGAUAAAGAAACAGACCCAUACGUGUAG